Messenger RNA from Humulus lupulus (European hop), 1584 nucleotides. Its product is annotated as argininosuccinate synthase, chloroplastic. NCBI's taxonomy places the organism in Eukaryota, Viridiplantae, Streptophyta, Magnoliopsida, Rosales, Cannabaceae. The record is from RefSeq and is a predicted model, not a curated record. Gene Ontology annotation, cellular component: cytoplasm. Bases 125 to 1357 code for a protein of 410 amino acids. Gene Ontology annotation, biological process: L-arginine biosynthetic process; urea cycle. The transcript has 7 exons. Gene Ontology annotation, molecular function: ATP binding; argininosuccinate synthase activity.
AUGAAAUGAUAGGGUGAAACGACACACUUUCCUCCCAUUCCUAUUAUAUAUCAUAGCUUUCAUGUUUGGAUUCAUUGUCAUAAAACCCUAUUCUUCUUCCUGAGAAAAGAGAGAGAUUGUGAAGAUGGCCACAGGAGAAAGAGGCUUACGAGGUAAAUUGAAGAAGGUGGUUCUGGCUUAUAGUGGUGGCUUGGACACUUCUGUCAUUGUUCCAUGGCUAAGGGAAAACUAUGGUUGUGAAGUUGUUUGCUUCACUGCUGAUGUUGGUCAAGGUAUAAAGGAAUUGGAAGGCUUGGAACAGAAGGCCAAGGCCAGUGGGGCUUGUCAGUUGGUAGUGAAAGACUUACAGGAGGAAUUUGUAAAAGAUUACAUAUUCCCUUGUUUGAGAGCUGGUGCAAUUUAUGAGAGAAAAUACUUGUUGGGUACCUCAAUGGCCAGACCCGUUAUUGCCAAGGCCAUGGUGGAUGUUGCCAAAGAAGUUGGAGCUGAUGCUGUUGCUCAUGGAUGCACAGGAAAAGGAAAUGAUCAGGUCCGGUUUGAGCUGACUUUCUUUGCUCUAGACCCCAAGCUACAUGUUGUGGCUCCUUGGAGGGAGUGGGAUAUUACUGGUAGAGAGGAUGCUAUUGAAUAUGCCAAGAAACACAAUGUACCUGUCCCAGUGACUAAGAAAUCCAUUUAUAGCAGGGAUGGGAACUUGUGGCACCUUAGUCAUGAGGGUGAUAUCUUAGAAGACCCUGCAAAUGAGCCUAAGAAGGAUAUGUACAUGUUAACAGUUGAUCCGGAAGAUGCACCAAAUGAACCUGAGUAUUUGGAAAUUGGGAUAGUCUCAGGGGUGCCUGUUUCAGUCAAUGGAAAGGAGCUUUCCCCUGCAUCUCUACUUAGAGAGCUCAACCAAAUCGGCGGAAGGCAUGGAAUAGGCCGAGUUGACAUGGUUGAAAACCGCCUCGUUGGCAUGAAGAGUCGUGGGGUCUAUGAAACUCCUGGUGGCACCAUUCUCUAUGCUGCUGCCCUCGAGCUUGAAUCAUUGACAUUAGAUCGAGAAACAAUCCAAGUUAAGGACUCUCUAGCGCUUAAGUAUGCAGAGUUGGUGUAUGCAGGCCGGUGGUUUGACCCACUUAGAGAAUCUUUGGAUGCUUUCAUGAAGAACAUAACAAAGACCACAACAGGUUCAGUGACUAUAAAAUUGUACAAAGGCUCUGUGACUGUAACAAGCAGAAGUAGUCCCUUUAGUCUGUAUAGGCAAGACAUUUCAUCGUUUGAGAGUGGAGACAUAUAUGAUCAAGCUGAUGCUGCCGGCUUCAUUCGGCUCUAUGGGCUUCCAAUGAGAGUUAGAGCAAUGCUUGAGAAUGGUAUGUGAUGUGAUAGUCUUUUCUUGUAAUAACAGUGCUGUUUGCACUAAGUCAGGCAUUUGGGUUGUGUUCAUGCAAUUCUGAUAUGAUGCUUUAGCUUUUCUUUUUAAUUCUGAUAUGAUGCAAUUCUGAUAUGAUGCUUGAGAAUGGUAUGUGAUGUGAUAGUCUUUUCUUGUAAUAACAGUGCUGUUUGCCCUAAGUCAGGCAUUUGGGUUGUGUUCAUGCAAUUCUGAUA